Cyanidioschyzon merolae strain 10D is the source of this 495-nucleotide messenger RNA. RefSeq lists its product as hypothetical. The record is from RefSeq and is a predicted model, not a curated record. Lineage: Eukaryota; Rhodophyta; Bangiophyceae; Cyanidiales; Cyanidiaceae. The transcript has a single exon. Bases 1 to 495 code for a protein of 164 amino acids.
AUGAAUGAGCCGAAGAAGGUGUGGCCUGUGCAGUUCGAUCCACGGGACAACUAUCGACGGUUCUGGCCCCGAGCUGGGGUGGGUCUUUCCGUAGGCUGCUUCGUGGGAGCUGGCUACGGGGUUUGCUUCGGCCUGGGGAGGCCUUACCGUUUUCGGAGGCAGCAGUGCGUUGUGGUGCCUUCUCUUGAACCAUUUGCACAAGAUGGGCUUGUUGUUGGGUGUUUUUGUGGAGUUGCAUUCGGGAUAGGGUUUGGAUCGGGUGUAGCGCGAGGUAUCGGUUUUGCAUGGACACGAAAGGACCUGCUCAACUUUCGGUUGCGAAGCAUAGACUACCCGUUAUCACUAGAAACCAGCGACCUGGAAACGGAUAGGCUCUCCUCCGACUUACUGAACACCAAUCAGGCGUUUAACGUUGCGACGGCGCACCAGUCUGUGCCUGCGUUUCUGCGGUUGGCUGUAGCGCAAUGGCUCAAACAACACCGAGCAGAGAACUAG